GGGUGACCCACACACAGCAGUUAGAGUCUAAACGCUAGAAAAGCGAGUAAACAGACUCUAGCUGAUAAGAGGAUUUUUACUGAGUGAUUCUUACAGUAAAAUUAAACAUAAAAUUAUUGACCUGAAUGAUUUUGUAAAGGAUCAGAGCUAGAUGAUGUCUGUAAAUACAGCGCGCGAGCUUCCGUUCCUGCCAGGAAACACAUUCCGGGACAUAACGAAAUCAGCCUUCAACAGAUCACAGACUUUAACCUAUAAGAAUGGCUAUGCUUUUCCCAUCCGACCCAAAGUGGGGAUUGGACAGCAGCCUUUGACCUCCGAAAACCUGAACAUGAUGAAACAGCUCUUUAUCCGAGCACCUAUUGUCUCUAAAGAACCGUCCACACGGACUCCUCCAAGCUUCAUUCCGGCCUAUGUCACCUACGACAAGAAGGUUCUGCGUUUUUAUGGCUACUUCCAGCAGGAGGUGCUGUACUCACCAGAGGAGAGCUGGCGUGUGCGGCCAGUCGUGUUGUAUUACUACCUGGAGGACGACAGCAUGUGUGUGAUGGAGCCAAGGUUAAAAAACUCAGGAAUUCCGCAGGGAAAACUGCUCAAACGCCAGCGGAUGCCUAAGAACAAGUGUUCAGAACAUUACCACUGGAAAGACUUGAAUCUCGCUAUGGAUUUGUGUCUGUAUGGCACUGUGUACAGAAUCACACAGUGCGACGCCUUCACUCGGGAGUUCAUGGAGAGUCACGGGAUAGAAUUGAAUGACCCUGAACGGAUCCCUAGUGACCCCUACAUGACCCGCCGCUCUCAGCCAGACCACUCUUUCCUUACACCAUCAGAUUUUGACCACUUCAAACAGUUCCUCACUAUGGACCGUAAGGUGCUGCGAUUCUUCGCUCUGUUGGAUGACUUAGACUCAGGUGAAAAAAGGCCUGUAACCAUACAGUAUUAUCUGGUGGAUGAUUCCGUGGAGAUCCGUGAAGUCCGGGAGCCUAACAGCGGCAGAGACACGUUUCCCCUCAUGUUGCGGAGACAAAAGAUUCAUAAAGACAUCAAAGCAGAGUGCCAACCGUUCCCUAGUUGUGUUCUCGAAGUGUCUCCACAUGAAGUUGUUGAGUUUUACUCGCCAAAAGACUUCCGGGUCGGGGAGAAGAUUAAGCUCAUGGGAAAUCACUUUCUACUGUAUGAUUGUGAUGAGUUCACCCGGAAGUAUUACAAGGAGCAUCACCCGGACAUCACUCUCAAGCCCCACCCAUUAGAGAAAAGACCAGAGCAAGAGUUCAAGAGGGUGAUCCCACCAUACAACGGCUUUGGAACGCUUGAGGAUUCGCUCCAAAAUUGUCUGACUCUGUUUCCUGAGCCGCCCAAGAAAGACUUGAUAAAACUGAUCAAAAAUGACAACAAAGUGCUUCGCUACGCUGCCAGGCUGGACUCCCAAAAUCCAGAGGAUAUGGGCCGUAAUUUCAUCUUCUACUACUUCCUGUCCAAUGACAUGCUCAGCAUCUUUGAAACUUUCAAACGCAACACAGGAAUUGGUGGAGGAAAAUUUCUAGAGAAGACACGUGUUCCCAAACCAGGAAGCAGUGUGGAAAACCCAGAGUACUACGGACCAGCCGAUUUUGCCAUAGGAGCCACAGUGGAGGUGUUUGGACGGCGCUUCAUACUGACAGAUGCUGAUCUCUACGUGCUCAAGUACCUUGAAUCAGUGGCUGAACAGGAGCGAAUCCCAGAGCAGACCCUCUGCUCACUCCGGCAAGCUCUAGGGAAGAACAAGGCGUUGAGCCUGAUGCUUCCCUCAGAUAAAGAAAUUACACAAUCACCCUGAAGACUACGGCACUACCACAUCUUUACUGUCACACAUUUCACCUUCUCUAAACUUCUCUGUGCUCGGACGAAAGGAUUAGAGCGUUUUUCUAUCUGAGUGAAUCAAAAAUUUAUUCAUCCCUACAUAUUAAAUCACUUGUGCAUGACACCUUUUUCAGAGAUGUGAUUAGAUAGAAAUCAGUAAAACAUCUGUAUUUGGUUAUUUACUAUAUCAAUAAGGAACGAUGGAAACUCCAGUAAUCAGCAGCAAUUAUCUGCAGCAUAAGAGGAAUAAAAACACCAGGCUGUGCUAAUAAUCAACUACACCAUAGCGCAUUGCUAAGUAUUUUUCUGAAGCGUUUAUUUUAUGGCACAAUGAUUUUCCCUUAUUACUUUUUUGUUUUAUUUGACUUUUUUUCUUUAUUAAUCAGCAUCAUAUAUUUGAUCUGUUUCAUUUCAGUUAAUAAUUAAACAGUUUCACAGAUGCUCACUUACAUUAUAGUAGCUAUAAACAGUCCUGCCCUCACCAGCCUGCAUAAUAUUCCAUUAUUGGCAAAUAAAUUUCUUCUUUCACAAAAUUAAACAUAUCAGUUGGUUGUUUUUGUUUACUUGGUUCUCUGAACUGCUGAUGUAUUAGAAUGAGUACAUUCAACACCUUCAACACCUAAUACUCAACACCUUCUAAUACUCAACACCUUCUAAUACUCAACACCUUCAACACCUAAUACUCAACACCUUCUAAUACUCAACACCUUCAACACCUAAAACUCAACACCUUCUAAUACUCAACACCUUCAACACCUAAUACUCAACACCUAAUACUCAACACCUUCUAAUACUCAACACCUCAACCAACCCCUAAUACUCAACACAUUCAACACCUAAUACUCAACACCUUCAACACCUAAUACUCAACACCUUAACACCUAAUACUCAACACCUUCUAAUACUCAACACCUUCAACACCUAAUACUCAACACCUUCUAAUACUCAACACCUUCAACACCUAAUACUCAACACCUUCUAAUACUCAACACCUCAACCAACCCCUAAUACUCAACACAUUCAACACCUAAUACUCAACACCUUCAACACCUAAUACUCAACACCUUCAACACCUAAUAUUCAACACCUUCUAAUACUCAACACCUUCAACACCUAAUACUCAACACCUUCUGAUACUCAACACCUUCUAAUACAACACCUCAACACCUAAUACUCAACACCUUCAACACCUAAUACUCAACACCUUCUAAUACUCAACACCUCAACCAACACCUAAUACUCAACACCUUCAACACCUAAUACUCAACACCUCAACACUUUCUAAUACUCAACACCUCAACCAACACCUAAUACUCAACACCUUCUAAUACUCAACACCUUAACCAACACCUUCUAAUACUCACCACCUAAUACUCAACACCUUCUAAUACUCAAGACCUUCUAAUACUCAACACCUCAAUACCUAAUAAUUAACACCUAAUACUAAACACCUCAACACCCUAUACUCAACACCGCCUAAUACUCAACCCUUAACCAACACCUUCUAAUACUCAAAACCUUCAACACCUAAUACUCAACACCUCAACACCUAAUACUCGACCUCAACCAACACCUUCAACACCUAAUACUCAACACCUUCUGACACUCAACACCUCACCACUUUCUAAUACUAAACACCUCAACCAACACCUUCUAAUACUCAACACCUCAACACUUUCUAAUACUCAAUACUUUAACCAACACCUUCUAAUACUCAACACCUUAACACUUUCUAAUACUCAAUACUUUAACCAACACCUUCUAAUACUCAACACCUCAAAAUACUCAACAUCUUCAACACCUAAUACUCAACACCUAAUACUCAACACGUAAUAUAUUUAACACCUCAACCAACACCUUCUAAUAUUUACCACCUAAUACUCAACACCUCAAAAUACUUAACACCUCAAAAUACUCAACACCUUCAACACCUUAUACUCAACACCUCAAAAUACUCAACACCUUCAACACCUAAUACUCAACACCUUCUAAUACUCACCACCUAAUACUCACCACCUUCAACACCUAAUACUCAACACCUCAACACCUAAUACUUAACACCUAAUACUCAACACCUCAAAAUACUCAACACCUUCAAAUACUCAACACCUUCAACACCUAAUACUCAACACCUAACACUUAAUAUUUAACAUCUAAUACUAAACACCUUCAACACCUAAUACUUAACACUUAAAAUAAGACUAUUGAUUAAUUGUUUAUACCUACUUUGAUUUGUGAUUAUUGCUCAUGAGAAGAACACUGCAUUGUUAUUGCCGGCACUCUUCCAACACCUUCACUGUGUAAAGUAGAAGUGGCCAAACUUGUUCCUAUGAAAAAUUUAAUUUGAUUGUGGGCCGUGGGCUGGGCGCCGAAAGUAAAUGUUGCAUUAUAACAGUGUUAUAACAUUGUUAUAUUAGCGUUAUGUUGCUGUGGGUACUAGCAGACACUCUUGUUAUAAACCAGUGCUAUAAAAUAAACUUUUUUUUUUAAUUGUCAUAAUCAAUGUCAUAACUUUUUUCCUAAAUGUGUCAAGGAUUUUAACCUGCUGAACCUCUUAAUUGUAAUGAAAUUCAAUAUCAACAUACAAAAACCGCUCUAAUGUCAAAGAAUUUCUCUGAGUUGUUUUCAAUUAACAUUUCAUAAUUGCUGGAUAUAAAAACAUUCUGGGGUUACAUCCUUCCUUUUUCCAACUUUCUUUUCCACAUACACCAGUAACAUCCAAAUUAUUCAUCCUUCUUGCUUAGAUUUGCUAAAAGUUGAAAGAAGAAAAAAAAGCAUAAGGAAAUGAGUGAAGGACAGAACACCUGCAAAAUACUCACACAUCACAUUGCAGCUAAAUAAUCAGUGGUCAGAUUUUUACAUCUAAUAUCACAAUAUCCUUCAUCCUCGACACAGCAGAUUCCCUCAUUUCGCUACAGAAAGCAAAAAAAUACAAUUCACCUUUUUUUUUUUUCACAUCACUUUAUUCUAACUCUGUAGGUGCUCAGAAGACAAUCACUUCAGAAUUGGCAAUAAAACAGUCCACAUUUCACACUGUUCACGUCGUGUUUUACAAACAGAAAGUUCUUAAUGUCGAUGUUAAAUGUCUAAAUAUUGUUGUUCAUUUAAUUCGUUAAGCACAAGACUUUAAUUAUUGGACUUUGGCGGAAAAGACGUACGAAUACCCGUUUGGCUUUGAGUUUGGUUGUCUGUAAAUGUAAUGUUCUGCUGUAUAGUUCAAGUUCUGCAUCACUUUAUAACCAGGCUGUGAGAGGUCGAGUCUGUGCUCCUCAGAAGAACUUUACACACCGAUCAGAGGGCAGAUCUCACUCAGGUUACAUUAUAUAAGAAGUCAUACUUUAUUCACAGAUUAAAGGAAACAUUGGUCAUCUGUGUAUUUAUGCAAUGAUUUUCUUUAGCAGACCUGCUUCGUGAGAGACUAGUAAACACUCCAGUGAUAUAAAAUAAACAACUCGGCCAUUUUUUAUUGUCAUAACAAAUCACGAUUGUGAAGCUUAACAAUUUUUUAAAAAAUGUGUCAAGGAUUUCAAUCUGCCGAACCUCCUAACUGUAAUGGAGGAAAAAAUAUCAACAUGCAAGAACCCGUCUACGGUCUACUGUCUACAGUCUACUGUCUACAGUCUACAGUCUACAGUCUACAGUCUACUGUCUACUGUCUACAGUCUACUGUCUACUCUCCCUUAAACAAAAUCCCAAAAUAUUUUGACCUGCACUCUGGAUGUCCUUCCCAGGCCACCAUAGGCCUAUUUGAUCACUUUCCCCAGGGCUGGCUGAUACAGUACUGUUUUA
This is a messenger RNA of Silurus meridionalis, 5625 nucleotides long. RefSeq names its product EF-hand domain (C-terminal) containing 1 (gene efhc1). Gene Ontology annotation, biological process: cilium-dependent cell motility; mitotic cytokinesis; mitotic spindle organization. Lineage: Eukaryota; Metazoa; Chordata; Actinopteri; Siluriformes; Siluridae. The transcript is spliced from 10 exons. Bases 152 to 1813 code for a protein of 553 amino acids. The record is from RefSeq and is a predicted model, not a curated record. Gene Ontology annotation, molecular function: alpha-tubulin binding. Gene Ontology annotation, cellular component: mitotic spindle; axoneme.